Messenger RNA from Stegodyphus dumicola, 1929 nucleotides. RefSeq lists its product as uncharacterized. NCBI's taxonomy places the organism in Eukaryota, Metazoa, Arthropoda, Arachnida, Araneae, Eresidae. The record is from RefSeq and is a predicted model, not a curated record.
AUGUCAGUGAAUAAGAGUGAUCGAGAUUUCUUACGAUUUUUAUGGUGGAAAGACUUUGACAAGGAGGAACUUAGAGUUUUUAGACAUAAACGCGUUGUUUUUGGAUUGAAUUGCAGUCCCUUUUUAUUGGCUGCUGUAUUAAGCCAUCACAUUGAUCUAAAUUCGUCUAAAUAUCCUGAAACAGUGGAAAAUUUAAAAGAAUCAUUCUACGUAGGUAACUGCAUUACAUCUGUUCCUGAUGAAGAGACACUUACGCCAUUCAUCGAGGAAUCAAAACAGAUAUUAGAUUCUGCGACAUUCGAUUUGAGAGGGUGCGAGCACACUUCUCUCUUGAAAUCUGAAAACAGUAUAGAACCUACUCCUGUGUUGGGAAUUUUGUGGGAUAAGGAAGAUGAUAGCCUUUUCUGUGAGGUGAAGACUGCUACUUUCAAACCAGCGAAUCUUACUAGAAGAAAUAUAUUGUCUGAGGUACAUCGCAUUUUCGACCCCAUGGGUUUUCUCUGCCCUAUAACGCUAACACCUAAACUACUCAUACAAAAGACAUGGUUGUUAAAAAUUAGUUGGGAUACAAAUAUACCCGAAGACUUAGGAAAAGAGUUCUAUUCGUGGAUUGAUGAUUUGUCACUUUUAUCCAGUGUUAGAAUUCCAAGGGCUAUCAGGGCUUUAGAUUUAAAUGGAAAUGAAAGUCUUAGUCUUCAUACGUUCUGUGACGCAAGUAAACAAGCCUAUGGAUGUGUGAUUUAUUUAAGAAAAGAAACAAGUGAAAAUGUAUCGGUGUAUUUUCUUCUAGCUAAAAGUAGAGUGAGUCCAUUAAGGAAAAUGACCAUAAAUUGUCUAGAAUUAUUAUCCUGCUGUAUAGGAGUCAGACUCGCAGCUCUUGCUUUACAAACACUCAAAUUAGACAACGUUCCAAGGAACUAUUGGACAGAUUCGAGUACUGCUCUUUCUUGGAUCCAAAGAGAUGACCAUUGGGCGCCAUUUGUCGCAAAUAGAGUAAAAGAGAUACGAAAAUUGUCAUCGGAAUCUGAAUGGCGUCACAUUCCAGGAAAUUCGAAUCCAGCAGAUAUACCAUCACGAGGGUGUUCGAUUAAGAGUUUUGUGAAAUCUCGCUGGUGGCAAGGGCCAGAAUGGCUUAUGAAGAACGAGGAAGAGUGGCCAACUAGUGAAGUGAUUACUAACGAAGAAGAAAUUAUGAAAGAAAAGCGAAAGAACAUUAUUUCGACUCUGGAUAAUAUCGCCGCUGAAAAAUGGUAUCUGAUUUACUUUUCAAGUUAUUUUAAAAUUGUGAGAAUGAUUUCUUGGAUUCUAAGAUUCAUAAAUAAUUGUAGACAUGGAGGAAGAAAUCAUGGCAAAACCCUGAGUGUUGAAGAAUUGGACAUUGCUGAGAAGAAAUUAGUGAAGAUCGUUCAACAAGAAGUAUUCUCUAGUGAAGAACAGUUGAAGGGACAUUUUACUUUCAGAGAUGAAGAAGAGAUUAUAAGAUUGAAAACGAAGAUUUUGAGAAGACAUGAUGAUGAAAACUUCCGGUGCCCCAUUGUACUUCCAUCGAAACAUGAACUAGUAGAAAGAAUGAUACAAGAUUACCAUUUACAACUUUUACGUGCUGGUACUCAAGUUCGUUUGACCAAUAUUCGUCAAAAAUUUUGGAUAAUAAAAGGAAGAAAAACAGUACAAGGAAUCAUAUCGAAGUGCGUUCGGUGCAAGAGACACUCGGCGAAAGCUCUUGAUACAGAGCCUUGUCCUCUCCCAGAAGAUCGAGUCAGAGAUGCUUAUGCAUUUGAGGUGACAGGUGUUGAUGUAGCAGGACCACUUUAUUUAAAAGAAAAUAGAAAAGCUUGGAUCUUGCUUUUUACUUGUAGAGUUUAUCGUGCGGUUCAUUUAGAAUUAAUUGAAAGCUUAUCGACUAAUGGAUUUUUUUCUCGAAUUUAG